Molecule: messenger RNA, 1620 nt
Organism: Acaulospora colombiana
Lineage: Eukaryota; Fungi; Glomeromycota; Glomeromycetes; Diversisporales; Acaulosporaceae
Source: the annotation of a GenBank genome assembly
AUGUUGAUGCGAUAUCCUGCCAUAGAUGAUGUUGAGGUACUCGUACCACAGGCGAUAUACCUUCGAGAUCACUUGUCCCAGGAGGGUGGUGAACAAAUCAUACAACAAAACGCAGUCAGAUUAGGGAAACCUAUUAUAUUACAAUCACUCCCUGUCAAGCGAGAUGCCGUGCGAAUUGAAGGGCUGGUACAAGGUGGCAUUGUCAGCGUAACUAAAAAUGUCCUGGAAAGUCGCGGCGCUGCGAUGAUCAAUAAAGCUAUACUAUCGGCGGUCGGGGCGAAUUUUCGAAAACGUCAAAAUUCACCCGAUUUCUCUUCGAGAUAUCAACACGUGUCGCAUGACCCGCUGUAUACAGACGUCCCAUACCAACCGAGUAAGAUAAACUAUUUGGAUCAAUCUAAUCAAACAAGACAUAAUUUUGAAGAGAUCACAAGAUUAAGAGAACAGAAUCGUCAAAUGGGUAUAGUUGUACAGAAGGUCAUCGAUAUUCUUGAAUCAAAAUUCAGGGAGGAUAACGAUAAGAUUGAGAAAAGCUCUGAAGGGUCUGCGUCUCGAUCGUCAUUCGAGUAUAUUGCGGGAAAUAGCAACGAGGAAUCGAGUGAUACCUUGCCUUCCAGCGAUCCCCUUCACGUGUUAAAGGGACUUAAGCACAUCGUGGAUGUAUUGAAUGGAUCGGGAGAACUAAAUCCUCAUAUUCUGGACUCACCACCAAGUAAUGUUCACGAGGAUCACGAACACUGGGAGGUGGUCGACGACGAAGUUAGCGUGGUUAGCAUCGCUGGAACGGAGGAUGAAGCCGCUCCUUCCGUCACCAAAGAAGUUAGAACGAAACAGGAAAAAAACGUGCCCAGCAUUCCAAAGCCUUCAAUUACGGGGUCUGCUAUCGCAAAGCCCAUUUCGGUUCCUCGCUUGAAUUCCACGUCCCUUCCACCGAUUCCAACAUCGUCACCACCGUUACCACCGUUACCAAGGUCUUCUUCCCCCAAAUCACCACCGUCAUCGGAUAAUGAUGUCACCAACUCCACAGGCGUAUUUCAUUCAGAAUCGGAAUCCCCGGCUAACGAAAGGUCGUCUUCUUCUUCAACAACAAAGAUGUCGAAAGCAUUACCACCCACGCCGAAAGUUGCAAGACCCACAUCGACCAAACCAAAAUUCAAAUUAGAGGACAUUUUGGAUGCGGCGGAAAAUGAUGACAGUGAAACAUCAAAAUCGUCUAUUUCAUCUAAUUCAAAAUAUAGUUGGAUGGUUGAAGGUUUCACGGACGAUGAUGAUAAUUCAUUGUUCAAUCCAAAAAGAGCCAGCGUCAAUAGCAUCAACAGUUUAACUGGUUAUGCAUCCGGCUUAGGAUACGCAGAUGGUGAAGAUCAUGUCAGGAAAAUAAUACCGACGACAUCGGCAGCGACGCAAAGACGUUCACAAAGUUCAAUUUCUUUCGCCGCACCUUCAAACCUUAUUGAUCCACUGAGCGAGUCACCGUUUGAAGAUAGCGUCGAGGAGAAGGGUAUAGAUGAAAGAAGUAUUGAAUCGAUACUAUCAACCUCAAGAAGCACCAAAAAGGUUAGCAGCCACCAUCCCAUCACACCAGCCGUCCCCGUUGAAGAUCCACUGGGAGUUUUGUAA